Messenger RNA from Pyrus x bretschneideri (Chinese white pear), 1055 nucleotides. Its product is annotated as cytochrome b-c1 complex subunit 6. The transcript has 2 exons. The record is from RefSeq and is a predicted model, not a curated record. The coding region runs from base 223 to 810 and encodes 195 amino acids. NCBI's taxonomy places the organism in Eukaryota, Viridiplantae, Streptophyta, Magnoliopsida, Rosales, Rosaceae.
UUUCCUCAGAAAAAAAGCGUUGGAGUGUCGCUCACGCUUUGGGCUUUAACUGCCUUCAGCGACUCCGCCUUUAAACCCUCUCUCUUUCCGUGUAUUAUUCAUCAGACCCAUCACCGCCUUUUCCUUAGCUGCCGUUCCGUGCCGCCAAAGUCCGUCGUCGCGAAGCGUGGCUGCCCAAAGACCACCGAAUCAGAGAGCUUACUGCUGAGGUUUUGAGGAGCCAUGGGGAGUGUUUUGUCGUCCACUACAGAAAAUCCUGACCCGCCCUCGCCCAACUCAAUGAUUCCCACUGAUUCUCAUAAGGCUGGCUCACCACCAAACUCAUCAAAUCCCCACAUGGCCGAUUCAGAUUCUAAAACCCCAGACGACCAAAAUCGAAAACAUUCCUUAGACCCCCAAUUGGAUAACAAAACCCUAGAAGAAGAGAAGCGUGAGGAAGAUGAAGGGCAAUCAGAGAAUGUUAUGGAGGAAGAAGAGGAAGAGGAGGAGGGAGAGUGUGGCUUUUGCUUGUUCAUGAAAGGGGGAGGGUGCAAGGAGAGUUUCAUAGCUUGGGAAGAGUGCGUUAGGGAGUCUGAGAAGACAAAGGAGGAUGUUGUUGAAAAGUGCUUUGAGGUCACCGCAACAUUGAAGAAGUGUAUGCAGGCUCAUUCAGAUUACUAUCUGCCCAUUUUGAAGGCUGAGGAGGCAGCUGAGAAGGAGGUUGCCAAAGAAUUGGAGAAAGAAAAGGAUUCUGAGAGCUCGGAGAAAAAUGCUACUCUGGAAAAUACGGAUCAAAAGGGUGGAAGUUCUAGUGAAAAAGGAGACAAUUAGAGAGCGAGGUGCCUUUGUCAAUUGGAAAUAGUAUACAGGACAAUUGAGAUUGAUAUUUUCUGAAACUCCAAAUCUAACCACUAUGAUGGGCGGUGAUUGAGAUUUUUUGUAAGCGGCUUUAGUUGCUGAUAUAUCAUGUCUCUUACUUGACUUGGCUCUAAUCUGACCACGUUCUUGUUGAUCAUGUUGUUUGUCUAAUCGAAAAAUAAGUGUUGAUUUGCUCGUGUUGUCAUACGAGUUGAAAA